Molecule: messenger RNA, 2265 nt
Organism: Colletotrichum lupini
Lineage: Eukaryota; Fungi; Ascomycota; Sordariomycetes; Glomerellales; Glomerellaceae
Exons: 21
Coding region: 1-2265 (754 amino acids)
Source: RefSeq, a predicted model, not a curated record
AUGGAUUGGCGCUCGUACUUCGACGAGGGAACGGAGCAGAAAAAAAAUUCCUCCAACAGUCGCAAACCUUCAGAAGGAAUGAAUAAGUGGGGCCGAUUAUCGGUGCUUUCUACCACGCGGUGGGAGCGGCAUGUGCGGCAGGUUGUAGGUACCUACGCCCCGGAUAAGGCUCCGUAUCAGCGUUCCUCGUGCUCCCACAGGGCGCUCAUGGCGUUCUUCCUGCAUCUUGAGGGAUUUCACCCUCCUACCGGUUCAACCGAUGCAUUCCGAAAGCCCGAUGUGGUUGCCUUAGGAGAUAAGCUGGAGGACACGGAACCCGUGAGGGGACUGAUGGAGCUGGCGAUGAGAAGCUGGGGAGGCAGUCAUACUUCAGUCGCCAUCAUUGCCAACUGCGAGCCUCAAUGUGGUAACAGCCCUCGCGAUAUCUGGUUUUUGUCAAUGAGGUUGAGUCUGCAUGAGCCACCCACCCAUCUUCCGGUUCCUUAUCUUCCGUCAGAGACAAGAGACACAGGCAAACGCUACUGUUUCGUUUGCUGGUUUCUUGGGCGGAACGAGGCUUUACAUUCUCGGGCCGUUCUCCGCCAACUGGACAUGAUGGAACUAGGCACUUACAUUUUCCAUGCCGGCAAAUACCUCCCACCUGUGGAAAGAAGGAUCCUUGAGUCAGUGACUAUGAAAAUCUCGACAUGUGCAGAUAUGUGGAUUUCCUCAAAUCAUCAUUUCCCCGCAGGAAGUCGGUAUGACUCUCCAAGCAGCGGUGAGGAUCUGGAACUAGGGUCAAAGCCCUUGAAAACCACCAAAUACCCAAUCUAUCAGCAAACCAUAGCAUGUAAGACUGCCUAUAAGAAUAUCCAUCAUCGCGAGCUUCAUACCCAUGCACAACGUUUUAUGCAACAAGUGGAUCGUAGCCCGGUCAUACCCCUGGUCGAACGCCUGCUCGUCGAUCAGCGUCUUUCCUCAUCAAAGUCCCCUUCCAAGGAUGACGGUCCCCUCUGGUCCCUCUGGUCCUCUCUAGCUGCCAAUCUAACGGAAAGGCCCGUGGAAUUGGAGGCCAAAGACACGUCUCGAGACGACGACUGUCGCAUUGCGACGUGCUCGGUCGGUGUUCAACUUGUUUGCUUCACCAACGUCGCUGUCGUCGUCGUAUCCUCCUUGCAUAGACGCAGCGACGAUAGUGUACGCACCCGCGUGCGCACCGCAGUGCGCCUGCGGCAAGGCGGCAAACCAUCUCAAGCAACCAAACGUCCUGAUAGUCUUUCGACUCUAGACGGCGCAUACGCCUACAUGUUCCAGACGUUUUCCAUACUAUGGGCCCAAGCAAUAGUAUCGAUCAUUUUUUUCUCGGCAGCUCCGUUCGUUGGCAUGGUCACCGGUGAGCUUUCCCAAAGCAUCACAAGUUCCCUAGGUUCCAGAGUCCCAGAGUCCCAGUACGGAUACGUAGGCGAGGGAAGACUGAAGAGAGGUGGGCAAAGAAAAGUUCAAUUGUCAGUUCCGGCUCCCCGUGUUCGGGUCGAGCUUGAUCGAGAGCUUCGAGGCACGCUGAACAGGGCGCCCUGUUCUGGUUGGCGACCCCUUGUUGCCUCGGCCGUGUCUGGUAAUUGGGUAUUACGGCGGAGGAGAAAUCAGCCGAGCGAGUCAUCCUACAUCGACAGACUUUUCAGCACUGCAACGUCACCUGCUGGCGCCAUGCAUCGUGCUAUAGCAAAUUUUCUGCGUCAAAAAGACCCCCGAAUGCCACGGAGGAAGGUCCUGAAGUUCAUCACCGCGGAAGCAGUCUCUCUGAGGCAGGAGGCAGGCAGGUACGGAUGCUCCCCUCCUGAUUCCCUUUCCCGCAACCUUCCCGCCGUGUUUCAUCAUUUCUCCUGGGUCACCAAAGUCAACACCAGGCUGCUGGGAAUCUGGGCUCGCCCAUUCGCACAUCAAUGUCGAGCGCCAGCCUACCAGGAUCAGGUUCGCACCGACAAUCCCAACCCCGCCGACGUCGCCUCUAUUGUCUAUCGGAGAAGAGGUCCAAGAGAAGGAGGAGAUAGUCAAUUGCUGGCUACCUACGCAUUUGACGAGACCCAGACCCCCUUCGGCGGCAUCACUGAUACUCCAUCCUCAUUUUCACCACGAGCAAAUCAAGAAACAGUUCCAGGCAAGCAGGAAGGCUCUUCAGGCCCCGACGAACAAGGGCACAUGGCGGAUGCCCAUAAAGCAUGUUGGUACGAACAGUACUCCGUAACACACCAUAUGGAUACUCGAUACUCCGCACCGCUGGCUUGA